AUACUCCUACAUUCUGGCCCAUCCCUUAUUUGCCGCCUCUGCCUUCAAUCACAAUGGGGCCGUUUUCCUCUCCUCAUCGGACAGUCCCGUCGCCGCCGACGAGCUCUGACGGCGAGGCCAAGCGCUGCUCGGUACCCUAACCCCAACCCAGCCAACUCCCAACCCUAAUUCUAACUCCCCCGCCAUGGAGGAUGCCCUCAUGCCGCCGGUGCCUCCUGCCCCUCUUGCGGCAGCCGCCGCCGCCCCAACCAAUUUGUUCCUCACUCGCCGUCGAUCACAUCUCGACAGCGCCUCCUACCGCACGCUCUCUCGGCUCUUCUCCCACUGCCUCCACCUCCACCCUCAGCACCAUGCGGUCCCGGCGCAUACGGAGGUCGAGACCGCCGCCGCCAACCCUAUCUGGGAUGACUCACCGCAGGGGGCCUCGGUGCCGCCUAACAACGCCGAGUUUGGGCAUCUAGCAGAGGAGUCGGCUGUAGUAAGCACUUCUGUCCCCGAGGCUCCCGUACCCUCGGUAGCCGCCGGGAACCCUAUUGCCGACCUGGACGUGGCACCACAGGGAUCCGUUGUGGAGCAUGAGGUCGCUGGGGUUGAGCAGAUGGAGGGUGUGGAGGUAGGAAGCGCCUGCCGUAAGCCAGGUGCGUUAGUUGAGGAGUUCAGUGGUGAAACUGAACUUGUGGGGGCAGACGAUGUUUUGAGGACGAUGAAGGCUUGUUUGGAGGGGGAGGCUGAGGAAUCGGUAGAGGUAGCGGUCGUCAAUGAUGAUGGACAUCUGCUGCUUGACACAAUGAUGACCAACUUCUCAGGGUUGAUUGGUGAUGCCAGUGGCGGCACAGCAUCCUAUGGGGUUUCUGAAGGUGAGCCACAGAAUGAUGGCAAGAUAGCCGAUGGGGUGACAAAAUUCGGAGUUGGAGUUGAAGAAGACAGACCUGUGGGCAAUUUGGAUCAUCAGUCAGUUAAUGCUGGCGGCGGGUUUGAGGAAGGAGAGAUUGAGGGUGACUUGCAGGAUUUGGUCAAUGGAUCUGAUGAUUCGGAGCAUCAAGAUGCAGAUGGUGAGAAAUUACAAGAGGAUUGUGUUACCAGAGGGUCUGGGGAGAAUGAAUCAUCUGGACAUGACACGCGGUGUCUGAAUUUGCUUUCAACACCUAAAAUCAAAGGGACCGGCGACCUUAAUCUUAUAGUGGACAAGGAAGAUACUAUCAAGGGUGAUGCGCUAAUGCAUGAUCCCAGGACGCAAGUAGUCAGUUACGAUGAAAUUGUGGAAUGGAAUGAGACUCCAGUGCAUGAUGCUGAGGCUCCUAGAGGAGGGGGAAGAAAACGACAUUUGACAGAGGAAAGAAAGGCUAAGAAGACGAAAAAUAAACGAGUUAAGAGAGCACAGCAACGGGUAGCUGAUGGUGUGAAAAGACUGAAACUUGCGCCAAUUAUGAAGCCAAAAGUAGUGAAGUAUUGCCACUUCUACUUGAACGGGAAGUGCCAGCAGGGCAACACUUGCAAGUUCUCCCAUGAUACUACACCUUUGACAAAAUCUAAGCCGUGCACACAUUUUGCACGUGGUUCUUGUUUGAAAGGAGAUGAUUGUCCUUAUGAUCAUGAGCUGUCAAAGUACCCUUGCCACAAUUUUGUGGAAAAUGGAACGUGCUUCAGGGGUGAUAAAUGCAAAUUUUCUCAUGUGGUCCCAACUGCAGAUGGUCCUUCCAAAUCGGAUGCAAAGAAAUCUGAUAUGUCAUUGGUGUUUGAAAAAACAAUCAGCAGAGAUCAAACAAGUAGUCAGAAAACAUUGGCAGUGCAUGAUGGUGAACAUGUAACCUCUGCUCCUACCAAACCUAACUCCAUUCUUCAAAACCUUGCCGGCAGCUCAGUAAAUGCUCAAAAAGCAUCAGCUCGUACACCAAAGGGUGUACAGUUUCGUACUUCUAUCAAAGACAUAUCAGAUUCUAGCAUGCUGCAUCAGGAUGCUCCACCCACCGAGAAGCAUAUGGUUACAAAUGGCAGUAAAUAUAAGAAUUUUGGUGGGCCACAGGCUGCAGAAGGGGAUAAAAAUGUCAAUCCAAAUAGACAGAGACAGAGCUCAGCGCCACUUCUCGAUGAGAAGAACUCAUUCAAAGAAGAUAGUUCACACCAAAGGAAAAGUUUGCUUACUGACUCUACUGCAGUGCUUGGAUCAGUAAACACUCAGCACGAAGUUUCAGAGGCUUCUAGAAUUCUGCAGGAAUUCUUGUUUGGUGCUGGCAGUUAGAGGAAAGUGUGAAUAUACUACUCUUGGUACCUGUAGACUACCUUUUCUUUUCUUUGUGCAGUAUAUCUGGCUCUUGUCUAGUGAUGAAUUCAUCCGCAUGAGUGUGCGGUUUGUUUUGAUACUUUCGGCCCAGUUUUCUUGUUGUAACUGCACAUUGCAAUUGAUAUAUCUGGUACGUUAACAGAAAUACAAUAUGAUUUUUUUA
Lolium rigidum is the source of this 2444-nucleotide messenger RNA. RefSeq names its product zinc finger CCCH domain-containing protein 7. The coding region runs from base 185 to 2239 and encodes 684 amino acids. The record is from RefSeq and is a predicted model, not a curated record. Gene Ontology annotation, cellular component: nucleus. NCBI's taxonomy places the organism in Eukaryota, Viridiplantae, Streptophyta, Magnoliopsida, Poales, Poaceae. Gene Ontology annotation, biological process: negative regulation of DNA-templated transcription. Gene Ontology annotation, molecular function: RNA binding; metal ion binding. The transcript is spliced from 6 exons.